AUGGCCACUCCGGUGAAUUUUGGCGGCCAACAUAAGGCCACUCGCAACAAAGGCACCAAACCAAGAUAUGAAGAUGCAAAUACACUCAUUUACAUCUCAACUUGGUUUUCACCGGAGACUCAAGUGAAUCUCUCGUGCACGAUGUUCUGCAAGUGGGUGUACUGCACAAAGGCCGUUUCAUGUUUCAGUUGGUACGAUAUUCGAGAUAUCGCAGUAUAUUUCCGCAAAGGCAAUACGAACCAUCACAAUAUCUCCAUAUCUGUAAUCAAAACCUACUGUCAAAAUUUGAACACAUAUGACUUAAAAACAGAGACAACUUUUAUCGAGAAAUGCACUCAGUUGCAAAUCAAUUUGGUCUUCACGGGAGACUCAAGUGAAUCUCUCGUUUAUGAUGUUCUGCAACUGAAUGUGCUGCACACAGGCCACCUCAUGUUUUAG
This is a messenger RNA of Opisthorchis viverrini, 438 nucleotides long. RefSeq lists its product as hypothetical. Bases 1 to 438 code for a protein of 145 amino acids. The transcript is spliced from 2 exons. The record is from RefSeq and is a predicted model, not a curated record. NCBI's taxonomy places the organism in Eukaryota, Metazoa, Platyhelminthes, Trematoda, Opisthorchiida, Opisthorchiidae.